AUGCAUGACACCAGGCCCACGGCAGCGCCGGGCUCGUGUGCAAGCAGCCAGCCCACCACACACUCAGCUCAAGCCUACACCCGGCACCAACACCAUCGCCAGCACCACAACCACAACCACCACCCUCAACACCAGCACCAGCAGCACUAUGGCGCUCACCCACAUCAUCACCAAGAACGCCACGACCAGUCAUAUCCCCACGCCCAUCCCCACUCCCAUGUUCAGCUUGGGCAGCAGGUGGACAGCUUUCCCAGCUUUGACUUGAGCACAUCAAGCACCAUCACCACCCCUACCGUUGCCACCACCACCGCCGCCACCACCGCCGCCAACACGAGCAUCCAAGCAACAAACGCAGCGACCACGGUAGCUCAUGCCAGUCAAGCCAAUAUGGCCCAGCACCACCUUGGGCCAGAGUCGCCGCUGCUUGGAGCCAUCCGCCCUCGCGCGCCACCCGUGAUACCGAGCAUGUAUGCUGUGGACCCGUUUCCCUUGGUGCACCAGCAGACGAGCAAUGCUGCAACAGCAGGUGCAGUCACCGCGUCAAGAAGCGCAUGUUCAGCCGGUGGCAGCACGGGGUUCCCAACUGAUGCCCCUUCUACUCUGGCAUCACACCAACAACACCAACAACCCCAUCAAAGAGAUGCGCCAACGUCGCUCGCGCUCAGAAACACCAGCGUGCCCUUGAGCCAGCCCAAUCUCACGCCGACACUCCCCUCAUCAUUGUCGUCGUCGUCAGCAGCACACGCAUCAGGUGAUGCUCUGGCUUGUGACACCCCAUCCCACACGGUGUCGUCGCUGCACCGCUUCUCGUCUGCACCGGCACCGCUGCCACUCGCGUCCCCGCCAUCACCGCCACCACCCGGACUCAUCCACGACCGCCUCAUACUCGCACUCGACCAACGCACUCGCCCGCUGCUUCCAGAUCCCCUCUCCCUCUUCCCACGCGCCGCGUCUGCGCCUGCACCAGCAGGCCCCACCCCACACACCCCGCUGCACCCACCACCGCUGCAGCACCAGCACCAGCACCAGCACCAGCCCCAGGCGCAGCCACCGGCACUUGAGCUGUCAUCGCACUCGUCUUCCUCCUCCUCGUCUUCCUCAUCAGCAGCAGCACGGGCAACAACGCAAACAAUUGCACUGGCAUCAACAUCAGCAUCAGCAUCAGCAUCAGCAUCAGCAGCAGCAGCAGUUGUGGCACCACCCUCGACUAUGCAUGGUGGGGAUGUGUGCAGUGGUCAGUGCGCUGCCCACAUGCACCGGCUGGAGGAGAGGGUUGCGCAGCUUGAAGCCACGCUCUCAUCCAAGGUGCUCAACACAGUGCUGACACACGUGCAGGACAUGGCGCGCGACAUCCAUGCGCACGUGCUGACAGACGUCAUGGUGGCGUUGGGUUUGGACACACACCACCAAGCCCGCUGCUGCCACGACCAUGCCCAUGACACUCACCACCAUCAUCAUCAUCACCAGCACGAUGCAGUGCCAGCACCAGCUGCAGCGUUUGCCGCCGCACACGCACACGCAAGCACCGGCCAUGAUGACGUAGGCAUUGACAACAGCGACCAUCCCCAUCGGCCACCACAGCACCACCACCACCAUGCUCCGCAUUCUCAGUGUCUCGCGUGCACGACGCGUGGCAUCAGUGAUGUCAGCCAUCCUGCCACCGCUGCCGCUGCCGCUGCUGCUUCUGCUGCUCGUGCACAUCAUGCGACACCCGCGACCGGCAAUAUGAUGACUGCACCAAGCCCUGUCGUGCCAUGCCCAGCCACCACGAUGCCCCCCAUCACGGCGGGGACGCGUACAUGGUGCAGCGCACACGGUGGGUAUGGCGGGGAGACCUGUGCUGUCCUGACGAGCAAACUUCGCGCGCAACUGCGCCAGGUUGUCAAGGAGCAACUCAAGGCCCACGACAUCUGCUUCGAGCGGGGACAGCACAAGAAAGCGGAAUGGCCGACCGUGGUCAAGGCGGCGUUUGAGCAGCUGGCGAUACCUGCACAAGGCAACGCAUGGCUGCGGUUCGGCAAGGACGACCUGUGCAAGCGCAUCUACGGCGUCAUCAGCAGCCAGUUUGACUAUUGGAAGAAGCCUGCGCACGAGCGAAAGGCAAAGAGCGAGAAGCAGGCAGCGCGACAGCGGCAGAAGCGAAAGGCCAAAAGGCAACGCAAAACACAACAACAACAACAACAACAACAACAACACCAACAACAACAACAACAACAACAACAACAACAACAACAACAGCAGCAGCAGCAGCAGACAAUGGUUGAAGAAGGUGUGGGGCCUCAACAGCUCGAACGGCAGCACCGUCAUCUGUCCUCACCAUCCAACAUCAACACCAGCAACAUGAACAUGAACAUGAACAUGGCUUCGUCGUCGGGACCAAGCAGUAAGAAGGCAAAGACGAGCAGCAGCUUGCCAAAAGGCUUCUUCGACGAUGAGCGCAAAGAUGCAAAGGCGCGCCAAGUACCGGUGACCAACAAAGCUGAGGAAGAGUGGCAGGCGUUUCAACGCGAGAUGACAGCGACAGAACAGGAAUCAACUGCUAUCAUUGAGGAAGAUGCAGAGAAAGCGACCAUCAACCGUCUGCUUGAUGAAGAACAGGAACAAAGGCAACUGCUCAGCAAAGUGGAACAGCUAAAACAGCGAAAGGCAAAGGCGCUCGAAGAGAAGAAGCAGCGACAACUGGAGAGGCAGAAGAAAGAAGAGGGUGAAAGGAAGAACAAGAAGAAGGGAGAAGGGAAGGGAGGCAGCACAAGCAGCGACAGCAGCGAUGAUGAGGAUGAUGCUGGCUGGGUCGACGUACCGUGGAGAUCAAAGGCCAUUUAG
Salpingoeca rosetta is the source of this 2823-nucleotide messenger RNA. RefSeq lists its product as uncharacterized. NCBI's taxonomy places the organism in Eukaryota, Choanoflagellata, Craspedida, Salpingoecidae. The coding region runs from base 1 to 2823 and encodes 940 amino acids. The transcript has 8 exons. The record is from RefSeq and is a predicted model, not a curated record.